Molecule: messenger RNA, 2172 nt
Organism: Cuscuta campestris
Lineage: Eukaryota; Viridiplantae; Streptophyta; Magnoliopsida; Solanales; Convolvulaceae
Source: the annotation of a GenBank genome assembly
CGCAUUAUGGCUGCCCUCCGCUCGCCUUGCCUUAAAAAAGGCCCUCUUUCCCUUCGCCUUAAAAAAGGCCCUCUUGCCCUUCGCCUUUCAUGACUAUGGUCAAAAUAGAAAUGAAUUUUUGGGCGAAGGGAGUAUAAAUUGAGUAUUAAGUCGAAGCUAGCUUCAAGAGUCUUGUUGGAUAAAAGGAAUUUAGGUUGGAAGAAAGGUAUGUUCUAUUGAUCCGUAGUAGGACCGGCUAUGCUUUAUGGAGUGGAGUCUUGGGAGUUAAGAAAGUCCACAUUCGUCAACUGCAUGUGGCACAAAUGAUGAUGCUGCCAUAGGUGUGUGGGCAAACAAGGUUAGAUAAGAUUCAGAAUUUAUCCAAGUAAAGGUGGGAGUCGCACCUAUGGAGGAUAAGAUACGUGAGGGUGGUGAGGCACGAUUGAGAUGGUCAAGUCAUGUGAAGCGGCAUAGCAUUGAGGCCCUAGUGCAGAGAUACGAGAGGCUUACGAUGGUGGGUGGAUGUUGAGAGGGGUAGGCCUAGGAAGAAUUCAAAAGAGGUAAUUAGUUAGGAUAGGACUGUUGGCCCUUUCCUAGGAUAUGAAUUUAGAUAGGAGCGUCUGGAGAUUGAGGACUAUGGUAGUGGGGUAGUCGUUUGGAUCUAGGCCAUAGUUUUUGCUUUUUAACACGAUCAUUGCUUUCCUUUUCGAUCCUUUCUUAGUGGCUAAUACGUUAUAAAAUGCUGUACUUGUUAGAUUAGGAAUAAUGGUAUGUAUAACAUAAUACUUAUUCCUUUUAUAUUCUUUGGUUUUCCAUCAUCUCCGAUGGAGCCAAAAUUUCACCAUUUUUUGGCUUUGGGGUGUGAUGGAAUAAAUCAAAAUGGAUCUCAAAACUGUCUGCGCUUCUGUAAUUAAUGAAGUAGCACUUAGUCAAACAAUGCAACUUUCGACGUUGAGCUGGGGUCUCUUUGGAAACAGCCUCUCUACUUUCGAGUAGGGGUAAGGUCUGUGUACACACACCCUCCCCAGACCCUACUCUUGUGGGAUUUAACUGGGUUGUUGUUGUUGGUUUUCACUUCUUUCUUUUGAAGGAAGGAAAAUUGGCUUCUUAGAAAAAAGAAUCAAUUUGAAGUCACAAGCCUACCAUUUAAAGUGGUAGUUGGCUCAAUGUUGGAAUGAGUGAACCAUCCAGUGGUCAAGCUUGAACAUAGUUAUAAGAUUUUAAUAUGGCUCAUUUCAAUUGCAUCUCUAGUCAAAUGACCCACACAUGUCUAAGCUAAAAAAUUCAAAUUGGCCUCGCCUAACCUCAAUUUGUAUCCUCUGGUUUUUGAUAUCUUUUGUUGUCUGAUGAGCCAUAAAGCUUGAGCAUGGAAUCCACUAUUAAGAAAUGUCAACAAGGGUUCAAAAAAGCAAAGAAUGAGAUUGAUAAUUGGGAGGAGCUUCAAACUAGAUUGAUGUCCCAGUUUGCUAAUGCUUCCUUCAUCAUCGAGAGGUUGCAGGUAAUUCAAGAUUCCAAAAACUAUGGGGCCUUGGCAUGCAUUCAAGGGAAGAAUUUCAUUCCAUUGUUUUAUCGUUCGAGAAGAUUGUCCGUGAUGGUAGACAUCAAGUAAAGUGUGGGUCAACCCGGCCAACUAUGAAACAGUUGCAGCAACGAGUUGGCAUCAAACCAAGCCUUGCAGAUUGCUUAGAUGGGCUUAGUAUUCUCUGUGAGAUGCACCAAUCAGAGUACCAUCUCAAAUCAACUGUGGUUUCUGCAAUAUCAACACUUGCCUUGAAACCGAGUGGUGUGACCGAAGACUUAUGUGCCCUCAAGCAGCUUUUGUUAGAUCAGCCUAACAUUCCAAAAGAGGAAGUGCAAUUUAUAUUUGAUGUCAUCUUUGCCGAAGACAACUGUUGAUCAGCUCAUAAGUCAUAACACGCGUGGGACAUUGUGGAAACAUCUGCCUUUUCUGGGGUUGUGCUUAUGUUUCAAAUCUGUGCUCUGUUCUUUAUCUUCUGAGCAAACAAAACUAUUUUGUUUUUGCUCAAUAAAAUAUUACCCUCUCCAUCCCAUAUACUCCGUAGUUUAUUGGCAUGUUUGUCCCAAUUCCCAAAACAGAGACUUCUAUUCAAUGAAAACAAGCUGAAGGGAAAAUAAUAUGUAUUUCACAAAAAAUGGCAUUUUUUAGACAUUUCAUAAAAGAAAACAGAACGA